Molecule: messenger RNA, 1744 nt
Organism: Etheostoma spectabile (orangethroat darter)
Lineage: Eukaryota; Metazoa; Chordata; Actinopteri; Perciformes; Percidae
Gene: il12b2
Product: interleukin 12B 2
Exons: 8
Coding region: 133-1314 (393 amino acids)
Molecular function (GO): protein binding
Source: RefSeq, a predicted model, not a curated record
UUUGAAACUCACAGUUUAUCUGUUUACAGAAUUUGACAUGCAAAACAGUAGAGAGGAAAUGCACUGCCAAUAUGCUCUUUUCAAUUCACUAUAUCACUUGGUUUCUUUUUCACCUCCAAAGGUGACGUGACGAUGAUGAUGAUCAUCAUGAUGGUGCAUGCUGUAUGCAACGGUAUAAAAAAGAAGCUCAGUGAGCAGUUGGAGCAUACAAUCAUCAAGAUUACCACGACUGAACUUCUGCUAAUAGCGUCAUUUCGGUGUGACUUUAUCCAAAUGAAGAGUUUGUCGCUGUGGAUGUGUGGACUUCUGUUCAUCAGCCUCACUGGAGCACAUGGACUCAACCACUUUCCAGAAAAUUUUGUGGUGGCAAAAAGGAAUGAUGCAAAUCCAGUCAUACUGACCUGCCAUACAACAACUGAUGGAGCUGUCACAUGGAAGUUUCAUGGUGAAGAGACAAAGAGAGAUGUCGAAUUGGAGGACAACGUCCAGCAGAACGGUCAAAAUCUGUCCGUCUCAGAGGUCGAUACACCCAUGUUGGGAAAAUACAGCUGCUGGAGAGGAAAAGAAAUGUUAUCAUCAACUUAUCUGCUGCUGGCACCUGAUGAGGACGAAGAGUUGGAUAAUCUCUCUUUCAAGUGUCGGGCAAAGUCUUAUGACUGUAACUUCAGCUGUGACUGGACCCAAACUGGACAAACAGCCAUGCGCCUUGGACUGGGCAAUGAAUGCAGUGAACGUAGGAAGUCGUGUCAUUGGGUCAGCAGUGAUCGGCUUGUAGAUGGGACAUUCCACUUUGAGCUGUCCCACUCCCUCUCACCCUACGCUGAGGAAAGCACCAUGCUCGAACUCACUGCUGAGGCCAUCGUUAAUCUCUCCAUCUUCAGGAAAACCAAGAGAUUUUAUCUCAGAAACAUUGUUAAACCCGAUAGUCCCCAGCUUGUCAAGUGUCAGGAGGAAAAAGAGGGCCUGAAUGUGACUAUUGAUGCACCAUCCAGCUGGUCAACUCCGCAAAGCUUCUUCCGUCUGGAACAUGAGAUUGAAUAUAUGUUCAAAGAUGAUGGCAAGACUGGACGUUCUUCAUCUAAUCUGAUACCAAAGGGGAUCAGCAAGCUGAGGGUUCGCUCCAGAGACUCGUUGGUGCCCUCAGCCUGGAGCCAGUGGACUCCCUGGAAGAAUGUGAUGGCAGGGGAAAAAAACCUAUGCAAAUGCAAAAACACAGCAAAAUCUUGCUGCCCAGAGUUGCCAUCUGGGUACUUGGACAACUGCAAGAAGAGAAGGAAGAAAAUAAAGAACAAUAAGCAGAGACAGACAUCUUAAAAAAAAUGCUUAAUUAAAAUAUGCAUUGCAACUGGGAUUGUGCUGGUGUACAAACACCUACAAAAACAGUGGAAAAUUAUUUGGAUGUAUUUAUAUGAAGUAAUUAAAAUUGUAUUUGCCACUUGCACGAACAAAGAUUCAAUACUGGAGACACACAUAUACUCUUGCAAUAAAUCUAUACCUUCAUGAAGUAGUAUUGCUCAGUUUUUGUUAAAGCUGUCUGUAUAUUUAUUUUACUACUAUUAUUAUGCAUUCCAUUCAUGGAAGGUGAAUGCAUGGUAGUCACUUUUAUAUGUUUAGCAGCUGCCAAAACUGAAAUGUAGUGGGAACUUUAUUACUAAACAGAGGAAUGAAUGUAGUUCAGUUUGUUUUUUCAUAGUGCAUUUUAUUCAUAGGUGAGUUACUGGUUUGUAACAAAUAAUAUCGUCUU